Messenger RNA from Coccidioides immitis RS, 3042 nucleotides. RefSeq names its product spindle pole body component. The coding region runs from base 295 to 3042 and encodes 915 amino acids. Lineage: Eukaryota; Fungi; Ascomycota; Eurotiomycetes; Onygenales; Onygenaceae. Gene Ontology annotation, cellular component: microtubule plus-end; spindle pole; spindle pole body. The transcript is spliced from 5 exons. Gene Ontology annotation, molecular function: microtubule plus end polymerase activity; microtubule plus-end binding. Gene Ontology annotation, biological process: establishment or maintenance of microtubule cytoskeleton polarity; mitotic spindle organization; microtubule polymerization. The record is from RefSeq and is a predicted model, not a curated record.
CCCAGACUCGAGACCGUUUGCUCGAGAAUCAAUCCGUCCUUGAGUCCUAGAUUCUGUGGGAGCAACAGGACUCUCGCUCUUUCAAAUUGAGCGUCAACAAUUUACCCUCUUUUUGCCGCCAUCCUCCGUCUCCCCACACUCCCUGGCUGGAUCUGCGCCUGACCUGUGAGCCCAACAUCUUGAUGUUUGAAGGCCUGACCCUUCCUUCGUCGAUGGUAUUCUUUUAAAAGAUCUACUAUAUCUUGCUCUGACCAACCAAUUCGGACCUAAACCGAAUUCCUACUUGCUUAAAUUAUGGCUGAGCAGACGGAGGACUUUUCCUCUCUGCCCUUACCCGACCGCUUUGCUCACAAGAACUGGAAAGUGAGGAAAGAAGGUUAUGAGGAUGCAAGGAAACAAUUUGAAAAGUCACCAGACGAGUCCGACCCGGUAUUUCGACCGUUUUUAAUGGACCCUGGUCUUUGGAAAGGAGCCGUGGCGGAUUCGAACGUAGCCGCGCAACAAGAGGGACUUGCGACAUACUGCGCCUUUCUUAAGUAUGCUGGCGUGCAAGCGUCCUCGAGAACACGGAGUAUUACAACCGUACCUAUUGUGGAGAAGGGGCUAUGCUCAACGAGACCCGCCGCCAAAACAAACGCCUUAGAAGCCCUGUUGCUCUUCAUUGAAUUGGAAAAGGCAGACCCAAUCAUCGAAGAUGUUGUCGGGACACUAUCACACAAGCUGCCGAAAGUUAUAGCUGCAGCCCUGGCCGCUCUCACUGCAAUUUACCACAACUACGGCUGUAAAGUGGUCGACUCUAAGCCAGUGCUCAAGGCACUGCCGAAGGCUUUCAGUCAUGCAGACAAAAACGUCAGAGCCGAAGCCCAAAAUCUAACUGUGGAACUUUAUAGAUGGCUGAAGGAAGCGUUGAAGCCACUGUUUUGGGGUGAACUAAAACCAGUGCAACAACAGGAUCUGGAAAAAUUAUUCGAAAAGGUGAAGCAGGAACCAGCGCCAAAGCAAGAAAGAUUUACUCGAGCUCAACAGGAGGCUAUGGCAGCCGCCGAUGGCCAGCCCGAUGAUGGUGCAGACGGUGCGGGAGCCGACGGUGAAGACGACGCUGCUGAAGAAGAUCUCGAUGUAUUCGACCUGGCAGAGCCAGUCGAUGUCAUGGCAAAGGUGCCGGCUAGCUUCAACGAAAGUGUGGCAUCAUCAAAAUGGAAAGACCGCAAAGAAGCUUUGGAUGCCCUCUACGCGGCUGCAAACGUCCCACGAAUCAAAGAAGCUCAAUUCGACGACAUAAUGCGAGUACUUGCAAAAUGUAUGAAAGAUGCCAAUAUUAUGGUGGUUACAGUGGCCGCCAAUACCGUCGAUGUCUUUGCAAAGGGUCUUCGCAAGGGAUUCGGAAAAUAUCGCCCAGUAAUAAUGUCACCAAUGAUGGAGCGGUUGAAAGAGAAGAAGCAGACCGUAGCUGAUGCCCUUGGGCAGGCGCUAGACUCGGUAUUUGCAUCAACGAACCUUUCAGACUGCCUGGAAGACAUCUUUGAAUUCUUGAAGCACAAGAACCCGCAAGUAAAACAAGAGACCUUGAAGUUCUUGAUUCGCUGCCUUCGUACCACUAGAGAUGUUCCUUCCAAGCCAGAGACAAAGUCGAUAGCUGAAGCUGCUACGAAGCUGCUUACAGAAUCGAGCGAGGUGACUCGCUCGGGUGGUGCUGAGAUCCUCGGCACUUUGAUGAAGAUUAUGGGUGAGCGAGCCAUGAAUCCUUAUCUGGAUGGUCUGGAUGACAUUCGGAAAAAUAAAAUAAAGGAAUUUUUUGAAACAGCCCAAGUCAAGGCCAAGGAUAGACCCAAGCCUAUCAUCGGUCCUCCAAAGGCCGCACCUGGUCCUGCAAAACGCACGGUUGCCAAGAAGCCAGCAGUCCUUAAAAAGCCUGCCCCCAUUUCCACAGAGCCUCCAGCCGAAGAUCCUCCAGUUCUCUCGUCUCCCGCUCGGACCAAGCCAGCCGCGAAAGGGCCCCCGUCGAAACUCGGUGGCAUAUCAAAGUCUAGUGGUCUCGCAACUCCUGGCUCAGGUCUCAAGCUGCAGAGGAAGCUUCCAGGCCCCGGCGGAGCAGUGCCCCAACUCUCUUCGCCUAGACGGCGCACCGCUUCUCCACCACCAGAAGAACCGGCCCCUGCAGCAGCCCCAGCUCCUGUCCAGCCUAAAUUUGGUCUUGGCCGCGGUCUCGCAGGCCGACCGAUUGCAAAGCCCAGUGCUCCGUCUGCAGAGCAUGCUCCAGUACCUGCUUCCGCACCUAGCCAUGUUGCAUCCGGUCUGUCCGUUGUUGAGAGAGCGGAGUUGGAAGAACUUCGAUUGGAGAAGGAGAGAUUAACGAAAUUGACGGAAGAUCUACGGUCGGAGCGUGCGAAGUUGAAUUCGGAAAUAAAUGAGUUGCAAAACCAAAAUGCGCAAUUGAUAGAAGACCAUACUAGAGAUGUCCUAAGCAUCAAGGCCAAGGAGACUCAACUUGUACGUGCGAAGAGUGACGCUGAAACCGCCGAACAAACUGUGCAGAAACAACAAAGAGAGAUUGAACGGCUCAAGCGAGAAUUAACAAGGGCCAUGCGAGCUAAUGCAGCUAGCCCACCAAACCCAUAUGUUGACCAACUGGGUCUAAAUAUGGGUGUUAAUGAAGCUAGCGCUGGAAUAUAUCAAGAUGACAAUCUUCGAGCAAGCCUGCACAUGGGCUCUAGAUUCGAGAGUGCUAGACCUAGAAGUUAUGUUUCAUCUAGUCCCAGUGAAGAGAAAGAAAACAAUGGCCUCGCCUCACCGGGUCUAAGUUCGAGGUUUGCUAGUCAGAGAAAGUUUAGCCCUCCCGUGGGAUCCGCCUAUUCUUCCGGGAGAGGAAGUCCUGCUAGGACAUCGACAAGAACAGGUGGCAUGGGUGCGGACGGGAUAACGUCCCAGGGCGAGCCGGCCGAGAAUUGGAGACGAGCCGCCGAGGUCACAAGUCAAUUGAAAGCUAGAAUAGAGCAGAUGAAGGCGAAGCAAGGCCUAUCACGCCCGCCUCCGUCACAUUGA